CGCGGUGGGCUGACCGCCGGGUGGAUUCCAUCCUGCCUGACCCUGCCCGGCCUGACCCUGCCUGGGCGCGCCAUGUUCGCCCGUGGGUCCAGGAGGCGCCGCUCUGGGCGUGCGGUGAGCGAGACUCGGGGCAGCGGUGGGAGGCAGGGGUAAACUGAGGCGCAGGAGAGCGGGCAGGGGAUUGGGAUAGGGAGGAGGUGCUCCACCGAGGAUCUGGGAAUCCCCAUCCACAGAUUCCUAGAACAGAGGGGUCAGGGCUGCUGGAAGCGUGUGGAUUAAGGAAGAGAGAUCUGGUGGCACCUGCUCCCUAAUCACCUCUCUGCACACUUCUAUCAGCACCCUCAGAGACCUGAUGGGCUCCCCUCUCAUGUGAAUUCUGGGAGGGGAUUCUGAGGGCCAAAAGACUGGAUCCUAGGGUCCUGGAUUGAGUAAAGACCUCCUGUGCUUCUGAGGGAAGGGACUUCCCCUGUACCUUGGCAGAAGGUGAUCUUAAGGGUGAGGUCCUACACUCCUGGGGUGCCUGAAUAUUAAGGGUCUGGGGAUUGGGAUUUGGGGAACGAGGGCUACCAGGCUUCUACUUGAGCCAGGAGCUUUCUGACUUCUUAGUGGGGUAGCUCUUCCUUUGGAGGGGGUUCUUAAGUGGGGUCUGGGUUUGGUGUUCCAGAGGAGUGAAUAGCCCUAGGAUAUGAAGGGUAAAGGCCAAGGCUUCUUGGGAUCAGGAUUACUGAAUGGAUCAGGGGCUUCCUGAGAUCCUGAGGGAGGGUCUCCAACUCCUUAGGUAUGAAAAGGGGAAGCCAGGGUUUUGAGGACAGGCUGUUGAGAUUCAGAAAAGAGGCUUCAGGGAUCCCUGGGUGGCACAGCGGUUUGGCGCCUGCCUUUGGCCCAGGGCACGAUCCUGGAGACCCGGGAUUGAAUCCCACAUCGGGCUCCCGGUGCAUGGAGCCUGCUUCUCCCUCUGCCUAUGUCUCUGCCUCUCUCUCUCUAUCUGUGUGACUAUCAUAAAUAAGUAAAAAUUAAAAAAAAAAGAAAAGAGGGGAGGGUUCAUGUUGGGGAUCCCAAGUAAGGAUGGGGCCUCAGACUCCUACCCUGUGGAACUGGAGUGCCUCUGGCCUCCUGGGUGGAGAAGGGGCCAGGAUGAGGCCUGGGAGGAGACACCCAGUUUUGGGACUCUGUGGUCUGGUGGGGAGAGUACUCUGAGUUCUGGGGGGAGGUGUUUGAGGCCUGGAGGAGUUAGAGGCUGGUGGGAUGUGUCCAAGGCUGGGUGAGGGGAAGGGAAUUCCCUGAAAAACGGGUAUAUGGGGAGGUGGCCUCAGCUGCCCCGCCUCUACCUCAGUUGUGUCCUCCUUCCGCGCUUUUGGUGCUGUCCCAGCCUGCCCAGCGCUGCCCUGGUGGGACAGGCCCCAGCGUGUGGUUGCGGGCUUGGAGUGGAGAGGAGGGCGUUGACUUCUCUCUCCCCGCCCCCGCGCCGUGCCUGUUCCCACGUCUGCCCCCACCCACUUCAGCCUCCAGAGUUGGAGGACCCAGAUCGUGGCCAGCCCUGCAACUCCUGCAGGGAGCAGUGCCCCGGCUUCCUGUUGCAUGGAUGGAGAAAGAUCUGUCAGCACUGCAAAUGCCCAAGGGAAGAGCAUGCUGUUCAUACGGUGCCUGUGGACCUGGAACGUAUCAUGUGUCGCCUAAUCUCAGACUUCCAGCGCCACUCCAUCUCUGACGAUGACUCAGGCUGUGCCUCGGAGGAGUAUGCCUGGGUGCCUCCUGGGCUCAAGCCAGAGCAGGUAUACCAGUUUUUCAGCUGCCUCCCAGAGGACAAGGUCCCCUAUGUCAACAGUCCCGGGGAAAAAUACAGGAUCAAGCAGCUGCUGUAUCAGCUGCCCCCACAUGACAGUGAGGCACAGUACUGCACAGCGCUGGAAGAGGAGGAGAAGAAAGAGCUCAGAUCCUUCAGCCAGCAGCGGAAGCGGGAGAAUCUGGGCCGUGGCAUGGUGCGCAUCUUCCCCGUGACCAUCACUGGAGCCAUCUGUGAGGAGUGUCUCUCUGUCACUUGGCAGUGCGGGAAACAGAUUGGAGGUGGGGACAUCGCGGUGUUUGCAAGUCGAGCGGGCCUGGGUGCCUGCUGGCACCCGCAGUGCUUUGUGUGCUGCACAUGCCGCGAGCUGCUGGUGGACCUCAUCUACUUCUAUCAUGCUGGCAAAGUCUACUGUGGCCGCCACCAUGCCGAACGCCUGCGCCCACGCUGCCAAGCCUGUGACGAGAUCAUCUUCUCCCCUGAGUGCACGGAGGCUGAGGGCCGGCACUGGCACAUGGGCCACUUCUGCUGCUUUGAGUGUGAAGCAUCGCUAGGAGGCCAGCGUUACGUUAUGCGUCAGAGCCGCCCCCACUGCUGUGCCUGCUAUGAGGCCCGCCACGCAGAGUACUGUGAUGGCUGUGGGGAACACAUUGGCCUGGACCAGGGCCAGAUGGCGUAUGAGGGCCAGCACUGGCAUGCAUCCGACCGCUGCUUCUGCUGUAGUCGCUGUGGACGAGCCCUGCUGGGCCGCCCCUUCCUGCCACGCCGUGGUCUCAUCUUCUGCUCCAGAGCCUGCAGCCUGGGGUCCGAGCCCACGAGUUCGGGGACUUCGGGGACCAGCCGCCAGAGCUGGAGUGCGGGCACAGUCUCUGCACCUCUCACAGCCUCCAAGGCCUCUUUCUCGGCUGCAGAGGAGGAGGCAGCAGAGACCGCCACCAAAGGAACUAGCACGGAGCCAGAGCCUGUUGCGGGCCCUGAGGAGCCUGCCCACUUUCUCAGGGGAGCCCCCCACCGCCACUCCAUGCCAGAGCUGGGUCUCCGCGGCGCCCCCGAGCCACCCCCAGGACUCCCCAGCCAGCCUGACCCACCCCUGGAAGAUGGUGCCUUUGGUCGCCAGAGCACCCCCCGCGUCAGCUUCCGUGACCCUCUGGUAUCCGAGGGAGGCCCGCGGCGGACCCUGAGUGCACCCCCAGCCCAGCGUCGCAGGCCACGCAGUCCCCCACCUAGGGCCCCCACCCAUCGCCGUGGCAUCCACCGCCGCCACCACCACCAUCACCAUCACCGCCGCCACUCUGGCAGACAUCGCCACCACCAGUGUGACUUGGGAUCGGAGUCGGACUCCGGAUCUUGCUCCAGCUCGCCUUCUAGCCCCAGUUCUGAGUCCUCAGAGGAGGAUGGCUUCUUCCUAGGAGAGCGCAUCCCGCUGCCCCCACAUCUGUGCAGGCUCAGGCCUGCUCAGGACAAUGCAACUGGAACCCCCAAAUCCCCAUCUCCACAGCUCCCCAGGAGCUGGCGCCCAGGGAUGCCUCGCCAGACCAGAGACAAGAACUGCAUUGUGGCUUGAAGGCAGCGUAGUCCUGGAGGGCUCCAUUGUCAAGUCAGCAUAGAUGAUCCUGUCUCCCAACCUGAGUCAUAAAUCCCCUUCCUCCUUCAUCUGUUUGUGUUAAUGAAGUAAUUUAAUAUUUGUUGUAAAACAGGCCUGGCUUCUUUACCUCCUUGCUCCAGCUGUCCUCCCUGACUUCCCCACUCCUGAUGUUUGAGAUUUAUCCACAUUUGAUCAAAAGAUUAAUUUAUUCAUUA
This is a messenger RNA of Nyctereutes procyonoides (raccoon dog), 3583 nucleotides long. It is a transcript of the gene PRICKLE3, whose product is annotated as prickle planar cell polarity protein 3. The record is from RefSeq and is a predicted model, not a curated record. Gene Ontology annotation, molecular function: zinc ion binding. NCBI's taxonomy places the organism in Eukaryota, Metazoa, Chordata, Mammalia, Carnivora, Canidae. The transcript is spliced from 8 exons. The coding region runs from base 1296 to 3347 and encodes 683 amino acids.